Messenger RNA from Balearica regulorum gibbericeps (East African grey crowned-crane), 2019 nucleotides. NCBI's taxonomy places the organism in Eukaryota, Metazoa, Chordata, Aves, Gruiformes, Gruidae. The record is from RefSeq and is a predicted model, not a curated record.
AUGGCUGAUGGCAAAGAGGACCCCGCCGUGUUCACCUCCGCAUCACUGCCCUCGGACCCGCGGCUGCUGGCUACGGUGACCAACGCUUACCUGGGCACCCGUGUGUACCGCGACAUCCUCCACGUUAACGGCGUGUACAACGGGGCGGUGGGAGACACGCACCGUGCCGAUGUCCCUAGCCCCGUCAACGUUAGGAUGACGGUGCCUGGUGCGGAGAGCCUGGCCGAGACCUUCACCUUGAACACCCGGACGGGAACCUUCAGCCAUGUGCUCCAGUCAACUGAGUAUGCGGCCGCCCAUCAGAUCUACGCUCACCGUUCCCUUGUCCACUUGAUGGCCUUCAGCAUCACCAUCCAGCGAUCAGCUCACACCACCCAGCCCAUCACGGUCCAGCUCCAGACUCCUUUUGUGCCAAAGAGCCAGGACUUGGACCUGAGCCGAGGACCAGACUUCCAGGGAGCACACUAUGUCUACGGGAGGACGCUGGUUCCCGAGGUGGAGGGGGGACCCCGUCCCACCGUGCACAUGCUCUGGACUCCCGUGCCACAAGCCUUGACGUUGCGCGGGGAGGAGCGGGAGCGAUCCUGGGAGUUCCUGACGGCCGUGGCCGAGAGCGAAGAGGAGGUGAAGAGGAGCUACAGCGAAGGGCUGGCCCUCAUCGCUGCUGGCUCCCUGCACUCCUCCCACGCCCACGCAUGGGCCAUGGUGUGGCGAGACAGCUGCAUAGACCUGGAUGGACCUCUGCCUUUGAGGCAGGCCGUCUACGGGUGCCUCUACUACCUGCUGAGCGCCAUCCCGCCCGGGGGGAACCCGGGCUUCCUCUUCCACGGCAUCAGCCCUGGUGGUUUGUCCAACGGCACUCGGGGCGAGGACUACUGGGGACACGUCUUCUGGGACCAGGACACCUGGAUGUUCCCGAACAUUCUGCUGUUUUAUCCUGAAGCUGCCCGAGCCAUCCUGGAGUACCGGAUUCGCAUGCUGGAAGGAGCCUUACGCAACGCGCAGGAGCAAGGCUACAAGGGUGCUAAGUUCCCAUGGGAGAGUGCAGCCACUGGCCGGGAAGUCUGCCCUGAGGAGAUCUAUGGAGACCAAGAAAUCCAUGUCACCGGGGACGUUUUGAUGGCCUUUGAGCAGUAUUAUUGCACCACGCAGGACCAGAAGCUGUUCAGGGAGGAUGGAGGCUGGAAGGUGGUGGGUGCCGUGGCUCAGUACUGGUGCAGCAGGAUGGUGUGGAGCGAGGAAGAGCAAUGCUACCACAUCAAAGGUGUCAUGCCCCCCGAUGAGUACCAUCACCGGGUUGAUAACUCUGUUUACACCAACGCCGUGGCCCAGCGGAGCUUAAAUUUUGCAGCUGACGUUGCUCGGGACUUCUUGAUCCCCGUGCCAGAGGAGUGGGUGGACUGUGCCAAGAAAAUCAAAGUGCCCUUUGAUGCGGAGAGGAAAUAUCAUCCCGAGUACGACGGUUACCGCCCAGGUGAGCCUGUGAAACAAGCUGAUGUUGUCUUGCUUGGAUUCCCGCUGAUGCACCCCAUGAGCUCUGAAGUCCGAAGAAAUGACCUGGAGAUGUAUGAACCCGUCACUGAGCUGGAUGGGCCAGCCAUGACCUGGAGCAUGUUUGCAGUGGGCUGGCUGGAGCUAAAGGAGGUGCAGAGAGCCCAGAGCCAACUGAGCAAGUGUUUCAGCAACAUCACGGAGCCCUUCAAGAUCUGGGUGGAGAACUCAGAUGGGUCAGGAGCUGUGAACUUCUUGACAGGGAUGGGUGGAUUCUUGCAAGCUGUCCUCUUUGGCUACACAGGGUUCAGGUGAGAGCUACGUUACGUCUCCUACUUUGGCCACAAACUGAAGUUCACCGUCACCAAAGAAGAGAUCAGGAUCAAAGUGACCGAGUCUCCCCGGGGCCCUCCGGCAUCUCCCCUGGAAGCUGUGCUGCAGGAGUCGGGGCAGCGGUUUCCCCUGCGUGAAGGGCAGAGCGUCUCUUUCCCCACGGCGGCCGGCUGGAUUCAGAGGUCGACGUUUUAA